This is a messenger RNA of Apiotrichum porosum, 1308 nucleotides long. RefSeq lists its product as uncharacterized. The record is from RefSeq and is a predicted model, not a curated record. The coding region runs from base 1 to 1308 and encodes 435 amino acids. NCBI's taxonomy places the organism in Eukaryota, Fungi, Basidiomycota, Tremellomycetes, Trichosporonales, Trichosporonaceae. The transcript is spliced from 4 exons.
AUGUCUUCCUACUAUGACUCCAGCGAAGUGGCUUCGCCGAUCGAUCAACACGGACACUACAGCGACCUGGUUCUAGAGGGACUCACACUCGUCAACGAAGGCAACGUGCACCAGCGUUUCCCUACCGAGGCACCCAGCUACGGCAUCGUGAUGCCCAACAUGUCGACCUUAUUCGUUAUCGUCGACAAGCCCGACGAGCUGAGCAUGUGUGGGAUCAAGGAGGGCGACGGGGAAGAGUACUGCUCUUGCAUUCCUCGCAAUCCUGAUCCCAGGCGGUGUCGCCACCUGUGGGCCAUGGAAUUCUUCCUCGAGCGCCAACGACGCUCUCCCCAGCCCAACCUCGAAGUGCGAUACCCAGGUGUCCGUAGUCCAAUCCGCCGUGCCAACACCACUCCGCUCCAGAUCGAUCCACUGGCCGAUCCCGAAGGUCUCUGUAUCUUUCUUCUCCUCGCCAAGAGCACUGUAUGGCUCGACCUCUUCGAUCGGUUCACGAGCACCUCACCCCUCUUCUACGCCCUGCGUGACUUCUUCAAGAACGUAAGCGUUGGUAAACACGUCGACUACCAAGCUAUCUCGAGCGCGUACAAAGGCCACCCGUUGCUCAGCGGCCAACUGUAUCAGUAUGAUGCGGGUGACGUGCUCCACUCCAUGUUGGAACACUUUGACUUCCUCACCAAGCAAGACCAUUUCACCCAUCUCUUCAAGUGGACAGCCCAAGUCACCGCUACUUGCGACAACUGCAAGGCGGGCCACACGAAUCCAGACGAGAAGGUUGGAUGGAAGAAGCUCGCGAUCCCGCGAACACGCAGCUCCAGCACCAUGGCCAGCAUCUUCGAUCUCGUCCAGUCCUCUGAAGUCGCGUACAAACGUAUGCGGUGCAAUGGGUGCGGGUACGACACCUUCCACAACAUCACCCAGUCCCAGACCUCGUGCGGCAAACUCCUCCUCAUCGAAGUCAUCCCCAUUCUGCGACCAGAGCCAGUCAAGCCGUUCUCCAUUCCACCCUCGGUGACCGACUCGCACGGCGUCCACUGGGAGCUGGUGGGGUUCCUCUGUAACGCCAGCGGCAGCAUUGAGGGCAACUAUACUGCCGUCAUCUACCACAUGGGAAGACUGGUCGAGUUCAACGGGCAUCACGAGACGCCCUGGACGUUCCGCGGACAGCCGUCACUCCGCCCAGUCCUGAUACUCUACCAGCAGGCAGCUGAGGGCCAGAGUCCACACACUCUACCCCCCGAGGACGACUGGGCGUCGAACCUCAGCAGCAGCACUGAUACGCUGGUGAAUGAGCGGCGUAGGAGUGUCUGA